This is a messenger RNA of Phragmites australis (common reed), 2043 nucleotides long. RefSeq names its product CDT1-like protein a, chloroplastic. Gene Ontology annotation, cellular component: nucleus. Gene Ontology annotation, molecular function: DNA polymerase binding; DNA binding. The record is from RefSeq and is a predicted model, not a curated record. NCBI's taxonomy places the organism in Eukaryota, Viridiplantae, Streptophyta, Magnoliopsida, Poales, Poaceae. Bases 51 to 1769 code for a protein of 572 amino acids. The transcript is spliced from 7 exons. Gene Ontology annotation, biological process: DNA replication checkpoint signaling; regulation of DNA-templated DNA replication initiation; mitotic cell cycle.
CCAAACCCUACCAAUCCGAGUGUCCGACGACGCCCCCAUAUUUCCCCGAGAUGGACGCCGCCACGCCAUCCAAGAAGUCCAAGACGUCGGCGGCGGCAGCCACGCCGCAGAAGCUGAGGAAGUCCGCCGCCCUGGCCGACCAGAUCCUGACACCGGAGAAGCCCACGCGGCAGGUGCUGGCGGCAGCGUCGGCCUCCGAGCAGAUCUGGACGCCGGAGAAGUCGGAGCAGCAGCCGAGGGCGCGCAGCCGGAGCGUGGCGUUCUCCGUCAAGGAGGUCCGGCGGGCGGCGCUUGGGCUGCGGCGGCCGGAAAAGGUAUCGGCGGCGCCGGCCGAGGAGGAGGACGAGCUCGUGUCCGUCGCGCGGGAGCUCGGUGUUGGCACCGGGGCUGGGCGGAGUCCGGUCAAACGCAAGGCCGAAGUGAAGCUACCGGAAAGCUAUGAGAUGCUCUGCGAGUUCUUCAAUUGCCUGGAGAGCUCCACCCGACUGCUCCGUAUGAAGGGAUCCAAGGCAACUUUCCCCAACAUCUGUGCUAGCAUUCAGCAUUUAUCUGAGCGGAGGUUUACCUACAGCCAUCUUGCGCAGCUCAAGUACAUAAUGCCGGAGGCAAUUGUCAUCAAUAAGAUCCUUCUGCGUGAUGACACGACAUGCUGCAUGAAGCCAGAUCUUCAGGUGAACCUCCUGGUUGGUGCUAUUGAGAACGUCGGGAAGCAAAAGGGGGAAACCGUGCACUCAGCGCUGAGAAGGAUCUUUAGGCAGAGGCUUGUGGAUUUCUUCAGGGAGCAUCCUGAGGAAAAUGACAUUCCAGAGCAUGAGUUGCCUCUUCAAUUUAAUCGGACAAGAACGAGCGAGCCCCAGGCCGCAAAAAGAACUGUUCCUGAACGCACAGCUCCAAUGGAGUUACCUGAUCUCAAUGGACAGAAGCAUGCUGUUAUGUCACACAUGUCACAGUCAUUCAAGAGAAGGUUUUCACUGAGAUCUCCAAUCAGUUCUGCAGCAGCCAACACCAGUCCUCUAGCGAAGGUUGAAUGCACUGUUCCAUCACCAUGGAGCAGGAAUUCCCUCUUCAGUAGCGAUGAUAAAUCAAGUGCUAAAGAAGCUCAAGUGCCAGAAGAGGAUGACAAGGAUGCCGUAUCCAAGAUUGGUAUUUCAGAAAGCACCCCUGUGAAAUUUGCCUUAACUCCAAUGAGGUUAAUGGCGUCAACACCAGACCUUGAAACACCGAAGAGACCGAUCUCUGCUGCAGGUUAUGACACACCACCUCUGAAAAUGGUGAAGAGAUCAGCUCGUGCUAAGUUGUUUACCACUCCAAUAAAGGGUGCAAGUAGCAUGGAUGGAGAAAACCAAAGUGCAAGUAUGUCUGCUAUCGACGGUGAUGAUGAGUUACUCAAUUUUCUCCCACAAUCCCUCCUUCAUUCGGUAAAGGAGAAGGAGCAGAGAGCUUUGGAGGAGAAGGAAACGGGUUUUGCUGAUCAGGUUAAAAGGCAGAAGUUGAUUGCUUCCCUGCCGAGCACCUUUGAUGUUAUAUUUCUUAUCUAUCAGUCAAGACAUAGGUCUGUAAUGACAAAGCAGGAGCUGAUCCACAAGAUAAUUGCAAGCAGUCCUAAGAUUGUGGACAGAAGUGAAGUUGAGGAGCAGCUCUCACUGUUGGAAGAGCUCGUUCCAGAUUGGAUCUCUGAGAAGACUGCACGAAGUGGAGAUGUUCUAUGCUGCGUUGAUGUAACUUUGAGCCAGACGGAUAUUCGGCAAAGACUGUAUGCCGCUGAGUAGGGAGAACACUAAAAUCUGCUAGGACCUUGUUUUGAAAUGUACAAAUGAAAACAGCAGAACUCAGAGAACUCACUCAGCAAAUUGUUGCCAGAUACGAGGUCCAUGCAGUCUGUAGUUUCUGUCAAUGUGUGUUUUGAUAGAAACCUUAACUAUAUGAAAUGAAUGACAUGUAUGGUGAAACCAUUCUAACAACUGAUACUGUCAUCAUUCUUCCUUUUUCAUGUGUAAAUUCCAUUUGACUGACAGACAGUAAUGUUGCUCUCUGCCGAUACCA